GCAGCGUGCUAUCCUUGAUCUAAAGCGAGCACAACGCAUCUUCUGCUUCCUACUGCAGCAAGCCGAUGCAGCUAGUAGCUCAAGUUCCGGCGAGAAGAAGAAGCACCACAACAACUUGCCUUUCGAUAAGGAGAAGGUAUCGGAUCACGAGAAAUUCUGCGGCGACACCCUCACUAAAGCUAGCUACCACUUGGAGUUCGAACGGCAGAAGGAGGAGAAGCGCCGGCUUGAGAUUGAGGCCCAGCGCAAACUGCUGCGCGAGUACGAGGAGCGCGUGGCACGCGAACAGGAGGAGGCUCGUGUGAAGGAAGAAGACACACGCAGACGCCACGAAGAUAUUCGACUCAAGCAAGACGAACGUCUCAAGAAGCUGCAUGAAGGGUGGAGUGUGCGUGAGCGCGAAGAGGAGGAGAAGGAGAAAAAGGUUGUCAAGAAGAAAGGAGGCAAGAAGCGCAAAAAAGCGGACGACGAGGACGGCGGCUUCAUCGAUGAUGGCGAAGACGAGAUGGAUGAAGAUGGCGAUAACAGCAUGUCGAUAGAGGACAUGAAGAACCGCAAUCCGAAGAUGAAGAAGCUGCUUGAGAAGCGCAACAAGCGUGCACGCGUGGAAUCUGGCUCAGAAGACGAAAAGGACGACCCCACUGGUCUGUUUGGCUCCGAUUCCAGCGACGACGAGCAGGAGUCCAAACCAAGUGGCGCAGACAAGGAUGACGACGACAAGGCCACCGAUGCUCCGCCUGCUGAAGAGGUCGCGGAACGUGAGGCCGAGAAGAACGAGCUCUUUGGUUCUUCGUCUGAUGAGGAGUAAGCGGUAUCUUGAUUCAGGAACGAAGACAACCUCCAGAAUGGUAGGAGUUGUAUGCUUACUUCCCUUUGCUGCAUACAACCUUUUGGUUGAACUUGCUAAAGUGGCUGGAAAGGAGGCCAGGUUCCAAAGCCUUCGCCUAUCGACAAGUGUUUUUCUCGCACAAGUUGCCCAUUCAAACAUGAAUUUUCACUUGAGCUUUGUAUGAAUGUUCGGGUUCAAAAUGGCGCGCACUGGAGAUCGAGUUGGCGCCAAAAACCCACCCGGUCCUGAUCUGAUUGGCCGGAAGCGGGCGCGCUUGAUGACCCGAACCCGAUUUCAAACCGGCUGGCCGCUCACUGAGGAAAAAAGCGCGGGAGUGCGCACCGAGUUGGGCGUUGUUGGCGCGCUCGCUCUGCCUCGCUUCCUUUGCCCAUACAGAGCGUAGACCCCAUUGCUGGUCAUUCCGGAUUUGGCGCUCGACCCAGCAAGCGACUCAACUCGACUCCUCUCUACUUCAUCAACGCGCCCACCCGUCUCGCAGCAAUGGUCGCAGCCUCGUCGGAACGCGCCGCGGCGGACAAGUCGCCGGAGCAGCCGGAGCAGGAGCUGAGCCCGCAGUUCGUGGAGGGCUUCGUCAAGGGCGUGAACGUGAAGGACGAGAAGCAGGAGGAGGAGCAGCCGAAGCUGGAGAUGUCCGAGUUCAAGCGCAAGGAGGUGAGCGGCGAGCUGCCGACGGAGCCGUUCCUGGUGGAGAACCCGAACCGGUUCGUGCUGUUCCCGAUCCAGGAGCACGACGUGUGGCAGAUGUACAAGAAGGCGGAGGCGUCGUUCUGGACGGCCGAGGAGCUGGACCUGGUGCACGACCUCAAGGACUGGGCGAACCUGACGGACAACGAGCGGUUCUUCAUCAAGCACGUGCUGGCCUUCUUCGCUGCCAGCGACGGCAUCGUGAACGAGAACCUGGCCAUGAACUUCAGCAAUGAGGUGCAGGUGCCGGAGGCGCGCUGCUUCUACGGUUUCCAGAUCGCCAUCGAGAACAUCCACUCGGAGGUGUACUCGCUGCUCAUCGACACGUACAUCAAGGACGCGGUGGAGAAGGACCACCUGCUGCGAGCCAUCGAGACGAUCCCGUGUGUCAAGAAGAAAGCGCACUGGGCGCUCAAGUGGUGCGACCCGCGGGUGUCGUCGUACCCGGAGCGUCUGCUGGCGUUCGCUGCUGUGGAGGGCAUCUUCUUCUCGGGCUCGUUCUGCUCCAUCUUCUGGCUCAAGAAGCGCGGCCUGAUGCCUGGUCUGAGCUUCUCGAACGAGCUGAUCAGCCGCGAUGAGGGCAUGCACACGGACUUCGCUUGCCUCAUGUACUCCAAGCUGGUGAACAAGCUGCCGGAGAGCCGCGUGCACGAGAUCGUGCGCGAUGCCGUGACCAUCGAGCACGAGUUCGUGCGCGACUCGCUGCCUGUGGAGCUGAUCGGCAUGAACUCGUCGCUGAUGUGCCAGUACAUUGAGUUCGUGGCCGACCGCCUGCUGUACUCGCUGGGCGUGUCGAAGAUCUACAACGCGAAGAACCCGUUCGACUGGAUGGACAUGAUCUCGCUGCAGGGCAAGACCAACUUCUUCGAGAAGCGUGUGGGCGAGUACUCCAAGGCCGGUGUGGGUGUCGCGGCGGAGGAGCAGGUGUUCACCCUGGACGCCGAUUUCUAAGUACGUGCGUCUGUAGAGUGAAUGGGUGGGUGGGUGGGUCGUCGUUCCGCGUCGGCCGUCGCGCGCCAUGCAAUCCUUCAAUUCGCGUGGCUCCUGAAGUCUUAAAGGUCGCAGCGGCAGUGUUCAUAGCCAGCUUCGUUGCAUAUUUAAAAAUUACACGCACGUUUGACAACGCUCAUCGCUAUCGCUUUCUACAUGUAGUACCUUAGUAAAGGUAUCCACUUGUUUCAAUUGUUUGCUGGUAGGCUAGACAGUUCAGAUUGACUUACAUCAAAUGUAUAUGGACAGGUAUAUGGCAGUGAACGGACUCGUUUAAGUAAUGGUCGGUACGGCUCACUAAUUCCAACAUGCUCGUUUCAAAAUGCUGCGUGGUACAAUAUCGGCCGCCUGCUUAGCACUCUUAAAGCUCGGAAAAAUAUUCCAAACAACACUGGUGUCGACAUUCGUGAACUCAUGCAUGUACAUGUACUGUGGGUGGAAUCCCGUCAUCUUGUGAAUUCGUGUAUGGCCAACUCAGAGACUUCAAGUUGGAAAAAAGUAAGAUGGAGAUAUAAGUCUACCGCAGAUUUGUACAAACUCUUUAACCAUUUAAGAGUUAGUUCUAAGCAGGCCGAUCCAUUCAACCGAUAUUGUACCACGCAGCAUUUUGAAUGGAGCAAACGAGUCCGUUCACUGCCAUAUACCUGUCCAUAUACAUUUGAUGUAAGUCAAUCUGAACUGUCUAGCCUACCAGCAAACAAUUGAAACAAGUGGAUACCUUUACUAAGGUACUACAUGUAGAAAGCGAUAGCGAUGAGCGUUGUCAAACGUGCGUGUAAUUUUUAAAUAUGCAACGAAGCUGGCUAUGAACACUGCCGCUGCGACCUUUAAGACUUCAGGAGCCACGCGAAUUGAAGGAUUGCAUGGCGCGCGACGGCCGACGCGGAACGACGACCCACCCACCCACCCAUUCACUCUACAGACGCACGUACUUAGAAAUCGGCGUCCAGGGUGAACACCUGCUCCUCCG
This is a messenger RNA of Phytophthora sojae, 3494 nucleotides long. RefSeq lists its product as hypothetical. Gene Ontology annotation, biological process: deoxyribonucleotide biosynthetic process. The transcript has a single exon. Lineage: Eukaryota; Oomycota; Peronosporomycetes; Peronosporales; Peronosporaceae. Gene Ontology annotation, molecular function: oxidoreductase activity. Bases 1331 to 2485 code for a protein of 384 amino acids. The record is from RefSeq and is a predicted model, not a curated record.